AUGUUGAAAAUCUUCUUGAAUGGCAUUGAAGACAAGGGGGCCUUCGAAGAGACAUCCCCACUCAGAAGCAGCAGAAACCUUGAGUCGGUUCUUUUCGGCGAGGACGAAUUUGCAGAGGCCGAGGCCAUGUACCGGCGAGCGUUACAGGAUGGAGAGAAGCUGCUAGGACCAGAACAUCCUGACACGCUCACCAGUGUCACCAAACUUGGUAACUUGCUUGGCAACCAAGGGAAAUAUGAAGAGGCGGAAGCAAUGCAUCGACGGGCGUUGGAAGGGAGUGAGAAGGUUUUUGGACGUGAGAGUCCUCACACACUUACUAUUGUCACCAACCUUGGUAAUGUGCUCUCUAGGCAAGGGAAAUAUGAAGAGGCAGAAACAAUACAUCGACGGGCGUUGGAAGGGAGUGAGAAGGUUCUCGGACCUAAGCAUCCGGAUUCUCUCAUCAGUGUCACCGGCCUUGGUAAUGUGCUCUAUAGGCAAGGGAAAUAUGAAGAGGCGGAAGCAAUGUAUCGACGGGCGUUGGAAGGGAGUGAGAAGGUUCUCGGACCUGAGCAUCGGGACACUCUCAUUAGUCUCAGUAACCUUGGCAACGUGCUUGGCAACCAAGGGAGAUAUGAAGAGGCGGAAGCAAUGCAUCGACGGGCGUUGGAAGGGAGUGAGAAGCUGCUAGGACCAGAACAUUUUACCACACUCACCAGUGUUAGUAACCUUGGCAAUAUGCUUGGCUACCAAGGGAAAUAUGAAGAGGCGGAAGCAAUGCAUCGACGGGCGUUGGAAGGGAGUGAGAAGGUUCUCGGACCUGAGCAUCCGGACACUCUCAUUAGUCUCAGUAACCUUGGCAACGUGCUUGGCAACCAAGGGAGAUAUGAAGAGGCGGAAGCAAUGCAUCGACGGGCAUUACAGGAUAGAGAGAGGCUGCUAGGACCAGAACAUCUUAACACACUCACCAGUGUUAGUAACCUUGCCAACAUGCUUGUCAACCAAGGGAAAUAUGAAGAGGCGGAAGCAAUGAAUCGAUCGGCGUUGGAAGCGAAGGUGCUUGGACGUGAACAUCCCGAAACACUGGCCAGUAUCGAUAUUCUUUAG
Messenger RNA from Penicillium waksmanii, 1086 nucleotides. RefSeq lists its product as uncharacterized. Gene Ontology annotation, cellular component: kinesin complex. The coding region runs from base 1 to 1086 and encodes 361 amino acids. The transcript has a single exon. Gene Ontology annotation, molecular function: protein binding. NCBI's taxonomy places the organism in Eukaryota, Fungi, Ascomycota, Eurotiomycetes, Eurotiales, Aspergillaceae. The record is from RefSeq and is a predicted model, not a curated record.